This is a messenger RNA of Lasiosphaeria miniovina, 2147 nucleotides long. RefSeq lists its product as uncharacterized. The record is from RefSeq and is a predicted model, not a curated record. Lineage: Eukaryota; Fungi; Ascomycota; Sordariomycetes; Sordariales; Lasiosphaeriaceae. Bases 152 to 1912 code for a protein of 586 amino acids. The transcript is spliced from 4 exons.
CUUAAUGUACUAAGUAGCUUCAUAAACAAUUAUUUCCUUUAUAGAUGCGGAGUGCCUGCCCCUCAUCCCAAGGCCCUCUUCUCUUGCUUGUGAUCAGGACAGAUUUAUCGUUACUCAUAUUUGCACUUUACAAGCACAUAUUGAAACCAUAAUGAAGAAGAGCACCAGGACUUUGCGGUUUCAAGGGGUCAAUCCUGACAUUACAGAUGAACGUCUGAAAGAGGUCGCUGUAAACCUUUGCAAAAAGCCACGGAGAAUAUUUUCCAGGUCUGACCCGAAUUCUACCACUUCACCACUACUGGGUACCAGCAUAACGAGGCAGAACGACAGCCAAACAGCGACUAUCACAUAUAGAACGGAGGGAGAGAAGACGCUAGCCUAUAAAACGUUCAGACCUUCAGCCGAGUUCUCAAGAGCGGACGACUGCUUCGAUGGAAUAACUAUGCUCUAUGGAGGAAACGAUGAACCGGUAGAUAUUGACAUCUGCGCAGUCCAUGGGCUUGAUGGCCAUGCAUUCGACACUUGGAUGGCAGAGUCUCAUAUGUGGCUACGAGACCACCUACCUCACAAAUUCCCUUCAAGCCGCAUCAUGACUUUCGGAUACAACUCAAACAAGAUGGCUAGCAACAGAAUCAAUGAGGGUUUGAAGGAUUUUGCCGACACACUGCUCCUUGCCAUAGCAUCCAUCCGAACCUCCGAGGAGCAGGACUGUCCGGUCUUGUUCAUAUGUCACUCCAUGGGCGGCUUCGUUGCUCGUUUGGCCGUGACCUUACAUUGGCGUUUGAAGCAUAAGUACAAGUCGUUCAAGUUUGGCCGCUAUGGUUUGCUGUUUCUAAGCACACCAUAUAUCGGUUCUAAGCUGGUAGCCUACUCGGAUUUAACCCUAGCUUUUGCUUCUUUGGUGGGGGGAGUGCGAAGCCAACUAGUUAGCGAGCUUAGGCCUUUUAAUCCGUCGCUUCCCGGACUCGUGGACGACUGGAGCACAAUCACGCCUCAACCGAUUGUACGGUGUCUAUGUGAGUCCGACCUGACUAAGACAAUGGUUGGCAUGCGACAGGUUGUGGAUCAAGUUUCUGCUGGGUUCAUCGGCGAGAUGGCUACAAAGAUUCCCGGGACCGAUCAUCAUACAGUCAGCAAAAUCGAGCAUUGCCACGGCCAGUCCUGGGAUAUAGUAACUGGUCGUCUCGUCGAGUUGAGAAGAGAGCUGCUGGAGCAAAAUAUAACUAUCGCAAAGGAGCCUGUAAAUGCCCAUUUAGUAGAGGAAAUUCGCGGGGAGAUCAAAGAGCAGACCCAGAGGAACCUUGAUGACCAAAACAAGCGAGAUCUCCUUCAACAGCUGGAGUCUAAAUACGAAGACGACAAAAACGUCAUCCCAUUGAAGGUCUCAGGCACAUGCAAGUGGUUCUUCACGGACGUUAAAUUUUGCCAAUGGCGGGAUAGCAGCUCUUCCAGUCUUCUCUGGUUUUCUGCUGGCCCUGGUUGUGGAAAGACCGUCUUGUCUAAGGCUCUAAUCGACGAACUAUCUACGAAUGUUACGACAUCGACUGUCUGUUAUUUCUUCUUCAAGGAAGGAGAAGGAAGUCGUAUGCAUGCAACUAAUGCUCUAUGUGCAAUACUCCAUCAGCUUUUUACGCAUGGUCCUACUUCUAGCCUGAUCGAAUAUGCACUUCAGAGUUACAAGCAGUAUCCCAAGACUUUGGCCCAGAAUUUCUCCCAACUGUGGCAAAUUUUGUCAAAGUGUGCCGACUCACUGGAUUCUGGGGAGAUCAUUUGCGUCCUCGACGCUCUGGACGAAUGCGAUGCAGAUAGCAGGCAGCAAUUGCUGAACAAACUCGAAGAUUUCUAUUGUCAUUCCCCAUCUAAGUCGUUCUCGAAGCUCAAAUUCCUCAUUACCGGUCGACCAAACUUAUAGGGAUACUUUUCUGGACCCCUGUGUAAUGUGAUUGGGCGAAGGAGGUCAGGGAGACUUAGGGUGCCUAGAAAGAGGAAGACAGAGAGUGAAGAGUAACAACAGAAUCUAGGCAUCAUGUGUAUAUUUUUUCUAUAUUUUUAGCCUCAAAAUUGGAUACGUUAUUGGCGUUGUUGUGAGGAGGGUCAUUUUCGGUGCAGGUGGCCGAUUGUAGGGGGUGGCCGAUUUGGGGGGGGGG